Molecule: messenger RNA, 606 nt
Organism: Adineta ricciae
Lineage: Eukaryota; Metazoa; Rotifera; Eurotatoria; Adinetida; Adinetidae
Source: the annotation of a GenBank genome assembly
AUGUCAGCCGAUUCCGACCAACAUCGACCGUCAUUUCGCUUUCGUGAUAAAUUUUCGCGUUUUAAGAAUCGUGUGAAAGAUAAAAUCCGAGAUAAAGCAAUCAAACACAAUGUUACCCUCUUCGUCCAUCAUAACUUGACAACAAACGACACACACGAUAGUUAUUCUUCGAGUUCUCACCACGGUUUUCGUGAUCGCUACCAUCAUUACAAAGAUGCGCUAAAAAACAAAACACAUUAUGAAUCGAUCAAACAUAAAAUCAAAGAUAAAAUCGAUGAUACAUUCGAUUUAAAUGAUAAUAAAACUUAUCCGAAAGGUUUUUAUGAUUCAUUGUUUAGUCCUGAAACCGAGAAUGACGUCUAUUUACAAACGGCCCUUAUAUGUCUAUGGGUUAUCGCCCUUCUAUGUAUAAUACCGACGAUUAUUGUCAUAUUUUUACCAGCGAGAAAGAAAACUCGAACAACAACGAGUACAAAUAUGAUAUUUUUUCAUGUGUUUCUCUGUGAACUUUGUUAUCUUACUUAUAUUUUAUUGGCAAUGAUAAACGUCGGAAAAGAUUUUCGUCUAGGAUCAUUAUUUUGCGAUAUUGCAAACUAUGGUACGUAG